AUGGAGGACACCACCGCCGCCGACGCAGCCGUAGCUCCCGCCGCCCCCGCCAUCCCCUCCGACAUGUUUUUUGCGGAGCUGCACCAGCUUUUUCUGCAGCAGCGCCAGCAGCAGUGCCAGCAGAGGGAAGAGCGGUACCAGCUACAACACCAGCCCGGUCUAGAGCGACGAGACCAGGAGCUGCUCUAUCUACAGGAAAACGAGGUGCAGCAGCAACACCAGCAGCAUCGUCUGGAGAAGCAGCGGCAGCAAGAGCAGCAGGCGGAGCAAGAGCGUUUUCUGCAGACGAAGCUGCAGAAGCUGCGACCGAAGGCGGGGGAGGUUUUGUGGAAAACGAGGAUGAGCCUGCCGGUGGAGCCUCGGCCGAAGUCGGAGGGGGCGAGGGUGGAGUCGGAGAGUCCAAGCCCAAGCAGAGGAUGCCGCCGCCGGUGGAGCCUCGGCCGCCGCCGGAGAGCACGAGGGCGGAGCCGGUCAUGCCCAAGCCGAACCAGCGGACCAGGAGGGGGAGGGCGGGGGGCUGCACGGAGGAGAGGCUCUCGCGGAGGCCCGCGGCCAGAAGCGUGGUCUACCGGAGGGCUUUUGAAGGUGUGUGGGGCCGGGACCGGAGGAGGCUCUGUGGAAAUUGGCCCCCCCCAGCCCAAGUCGGAGGGGGCGAGGGUGGGGUCGGUCAAGCCCGAGCCGAGGAUGGGGCGGGCGGUGGGCAGCAUGGAGGAGAGGCUCCCGCUGAGGCCCGUGGCCGAGGAGGGGGCGGGCGGCGGGCUGCACGGAGGAGGGCUCCUGCGGAGGCCCGCGGCCAGAAUCGUGAUCUACCGGAGGGCUUUUGAAGGUGGGGCCGAGACCGGAGGAGGCUCUGUGGAAAUUGAGAAGGAGGCCACCAGUGGAGCCCCAGCCGAAGUCGGAGGGGGCGAGGGUGGGUUCGGUCAAGCCCAGGCCGAGGAGGGGGCGGGCGGCGGGCAGCAUGGAGGAGAGGCUCCCGCGGAGGCCCGCGGUCAGAAGCGUAACCUACCGGAGGGCUUUUGAAGGCGUGUUUUUGUUUAUGUUGUAGCUUUUACAGGCAGCUGGCCUUGCCUCCCCGCUCCCGGUUAAGCGGUCGGAAACGCAGUCUACCAGUGGACUUUUGAAGGUGUGUUUUUGUACGAUAUCUCAUUGCACAAACUUAAAUCGUAAGGUGGGGCCGGGACCGGAGGAGACUCUGUGGAAAUGGAGGAGGGGGCGGGCGGCGGGCACAUGGCGGAGAGGCUCCCGGGGAGGCCCGCGGUUAGAAGCAUGCUCUACCUGAGGACUUUUGGAGGUGUGUUGUUGUUUCGACAAAUACAGGUGGUGGCUGACUAUUUGGCUGACUAUUUCAAAAUGCCUAACACAUGAAUUAGGGCCUGUGUGUGUGUUUGGUGUCUGUGUGUGUGUGUGUGUGUGUGUGUGUUUUAUCAUUAGCAUCGACCGCGCUAACCGGCUGACCAAUGAAAAGACGUCGGUCUCAGCGGGUAAAAGUGUGUGUGUGUGUGCGUGUGUGUGCGUUUACCCCCUUCUAUUCUGGCGCCAGUCUGCACAACUUUCGGUAUAUAUGUUUGACGUAUUCAGCCGGGGUCACACAGGAGUUUUUUUUUUCCCUCCACUUUCCUUCUUGGUGGCGUGGGUUUUUUCAUGGGGUUUUAGAGGGAAGAGUAAGGACAGCCUGAUUCUGGAAGAAACGCGGUGGGGCACAACGUUCUGGGCAGGUAUUACGCCGUAGAGGAUUGUACAGACAACACUCAAUACACAAAUCCAGAUUCAUGAGCGU
This is a messenger RNA of Ectocarpus sp. CCAP 1310/34, 1777 nucleotides long. The record is from the annotation of a GenBank genome assembly. Lineage: Eukaryota; Phaeophyceae; Ectocarpales; Ectocarpaceae.